CCAUCGCCCAUCUCUUACCAUCAACCCAUCAAGCAUACAACCGACGCGAAGAAAUUCACCGCGAUCCACAUUGCGCUACAUCAUAUUCCCGUUACACUUACCAUAUAGAUGGUACAAAAGUGACCAAAUCGAGUCGAUUUCAACACACCAUUUGCCCAACGAUGACUAAACACUUGAGCGAUUGGAAGAAAUUCCGUUAACGUGAAAUUCAGUCACACGAAGACAUGAGAGGAAAAUUAGGACUGAUUAGUUCGAUGGUACAAGUUCAAGGGAAGCACUGUGAGAUGAUGGUACAGACAAGUGCGUGCAUUUGUAUCAUGGGUGGUUGAAGAAUUUUCAGUGGAGUGAAAAGAGAAAAAAAGGGAAUUUAUAAAGGAGUGGAAUUAUGAGCACCAUUACGGCCCCUUUAUUGGGCCUGGGAGCCACGGCAGCUUCCAAUUUAGCCGUUUUUAUCCCAGCUUUAGCAGCAGCUAUCGCCUAUUUCCAGUACGACCUGCUUGACCCCGAGUCAAGACCUAUCGAUGUUUCGACUGACGAAUUAUUGGAACGGUACGACUUUAUAGUGGUUGGGGCGGGAUCAGCAGGGGCGGUUGUGGCAAACCGACUUAGUGAGAUAGAACAAUGGAAUGUGCUCCUGCUGGAAGCAGGAGGCGACGAGAUGGAAAUUUCGGACGUCCCGCUCAUGGCCGCCUACCUCCAGCUAUCGCAAAUCGACUGGAAGUACAAAAGCGAGCCCCAAGGCCAAGCCUGUCUCGCCAUGAAAAACGGCCGUUGUAACUGGCCCCGGGGCAAAGUCAUCGGGGGCUCCUCCGUCCUCAACUACAUGUUGUACCUCCGCGGCAAUAAAAAAGACUACGACAUUUGGGAAUCCCUGGGUAACCCGGGCUGGGGCAGCCAGGACGCCCUCUACUACUUCAAAAAAUCGGAAGACAACCAAAAUCCCUACUUGUCCCGCACCCCGUACCACGCCACUGGGGGCUACUUGACGGUGUCCGAAGCCCCCUACCACACCCCCCUGGUGGCGGCGUUCGUGGAAGGCGGCCGCCAACUGGGCUACGCCAACCGGGACAUCAACGGCGAGCACCAAUCCGGGUUCAUGAUGGCGCAAGGUACCACCCGGAGGGGGUCGCGCUGCUCGACCGGAAAAGCAUUCCUGCGUCCGGUACGCCUCCGGAAGAACCUCCACGUGGCCAUGCACGCCCACGUGACCAAGGUCAUGGUCGACCCCACCAGUAAAGUGGCCUUCGGGGUCGAGUUCGUGAGGGAUAAGAAGUUGUACCGGAUUCGGGCCACCAAAGAGGUGGUACUUUCGGCAGGCGCGGUCAAUUCGCCCCAACUGCUCAUGUUGUCAGGGAUCGGGCCUAAGGAGGAUCUGGAACGGCUCAAAAUCCCACUUGUGCAGGAUUUAAAGGUUGGGCACAACCUACAGGACCAUGUGGGGUUAGGGGGAUUGACGUUUCUGAUCAAUCGGCCACACUCGAUCCUCCUCAAUCGGCUGUAUUCGGUUAGUUCGCUAAUGCAGUACGCGAUUUUCGGGGGCGGCCCCUUGACCAUCAUGGGUGGGGUGGAGGGGUUGGCGUUCGUUAACACGAAAUAUGUCAACGCUUCGGACGAUUUCCCCGAUAUUGAGCUACAUUUCAUCUCGGGUUCGACGCAUUCUGAUGGUGGUACCCAGCUUAGGAAAGCCCAUGGGCUCACUGACGCGUUCUAUGAGCGGGUUUUUGGGCCCAUUGCCGAUAAGGACGCCUGGAGUGUUAUCCCAAUGCUGCUAAGGCCCAAAUCACGCGGUUUCAUUAAAUUGCGGAGCAAAAACCCACUGGACUACCCUUUAAUCUACCCCAACUACUUCAAAGAUGAUUUCGAUAUGAAAACUUUGAUUGAAGGAGCGAAACUAAGCGUGGCCUUGAGCCAAACCCCGGCGUUCAAGUACUACAAAAGUACCCUCCACAAAUUCCCGGACUGUGCCGGUUUCAAAGACUACUCGGAUGAGUUUUACGAGUGUAUGAUCCGCCUCUACACUGUCACAAUUUACCAUCCGGUCGGAACGUGCAAAAUGGGCCCUUAUUGGGACCAGGAGGCCGUCGUGGACCCACAAUUGCGCGUUUACGGCAUCAAGGGCCUAAGGGUGAUCGAUGCUUCAAUAAUGCCAAACCUAGUGAGUGGCAACACGAACGCCCCUGCCAUAAUGAUCGGGGAAAAAGGGUCGGAUUUAAUCAAAGAAUUCUGGAUAAAAACGGCCCGUUACGGCCGAUUUGUGUGAUACUAUCUAUAAUAAUAAAUUAUAAAAGUACC
Tribolium castaneum (red flour beetle) is the source of this 2292-nucleotide messenger RNA. RefSeq lists its product as uncharacterized. The transcript is spliced from 4 exons. NCBI's taxonomy places the organism in Eukaryota, Metazoa, Arthropoda, Insecta, Coleoptera, Tenebrionidae. Bases 386 to 2260 code for a protein of 624 amino acids. The record is from RefSeq and is a predicted model, not a curated record. Gene Ontology annotation, molecular function: oxidoreductase activity, acting on CH-OH group of donors; flavin adenine dinucleotide binding.